UAGACUAAACAUUGCAUGUCGUUAAAGGAAAUCACUUAUAUAAAUUUUAAACUCUCGUGAACUGGAUUGGGGAAUGGGAAAAUUGCAGGAGCCGUAAGCUGCCGUCCUACGGGUCUGAGGUAGCCAGUGGAUCGACAGCGAGCAGUCUACACUUUCUUCCUCCUCAUAAAAGCAGCUGAGUUUGUUUCCUUUUCUUAAUAUUUUCAGAGAGCACUGGAGGACAGAAACCUUCACCGAAUACGACAGCAGUUCAAGACAUAUAAUAUGCAUCUAAUUGACAAGUGCAGGAAUACGAAGGAAGAGAAAGUCACCAACAUCUCUCUCACGUCAAACUUCGGAGGUAAACAAGAGGAUCUGAGCGAAGAUGAGAUGAAUAUUCUUCAGUUCCUCGAGGUAAUGACUAAGUUUGGCUAUCCGGUUCAAUUGGAAAUCAGAACGGCCGCGGAAAACAUCAUCACCACAAAGAAAAUACCUGCUGACACUGAGAAGGAUGGACAAAAAUGGAGGAAACAGUACUUUGUAUAUUCAGAGAACAAGGUCCUCAUGAAUAUUUGUAAUACGUUGACGGAAAAGGAAGUUUGCAUCAUGUAUGAGCUUCUGUGUCAGGAGGAUCAAGAAGUCUCCAAACCUGUUAGAGAGCAAUUACUGAAUCUUCAAGUAAAUGCUGCUAAUUUUAAGGAAAAACCAGGACUAAAAGAAACUGCCUUUUUCUACUUCGUUAUCAUACUAAUUUCAAAUAAGGUUUUAAAUCGGCUGUAUACGCACUCACUCAACAAUAUUUUUGUGUUAAUGAAGAAGAAACGCGACGAUGACCCUCGUAUUGACGGACUCUUGGACCAAGUUAGCAGGUAUCCUUUGGCUUCUCACCCUCCCGGCCUCUGCAUCAUAUUUAAUAUGGAGGAGAUGCGCGAAGGGUCCUGCUACGACCGGAGGAACGUCAAAGAAUUAUUUGAGAAUGUUUUCAAAUACGAUGUGCUCGAGGUGAACAACCCAGAUAAAGAAACAGUACAAAGUGUUAUUAGCGAACUGAAGACACCAAGAAAUCAGUUCUACGACAGCCUGGUUGUGUGGUUCAUGAGCCACGGUGACAAUACAUACUUACAGGUAAAGAAUGAUAAAAUCCAUCGACGUUUGGAUCUUAUACAACCCAUUACAGAAAUUGAUUGGUUGUUUAUGAAGCCUAAGAUCUUCUUCAUCCAAGCUUGUGCCGUCAGAAGACGAGAUGAUGUGGUAAUGCCCACUGCUACAGAAACCUAUAAGGCGACAGCGACAGAUAGCAGAUCGGUACUGGAUAAGGAUACCGGUGCCAUAUGGCAAAACACCUACGGAGAGUAUGAGGAUGUGUAUGAUAUCAAUCCUUUCGCUGAUACAAUCGUCGCCUACGCCACCAAGUGGUACGAGAAGGCUGCCAGGACUGACAAAGGAUCCUUGUUUGUGGACACUUUGGUCGACCAGCUGAGAGAGUACGGUUGCAAGGAGCCCAUAGAGAGCGUGUUGCGACGAACCCACUACAAUGUUAACACAGUAAAGUUGAGGACAGAGGAAGGUGAACAACUAAGGCAAGCACCUUACUUCGAGUCCUCACUCCAGAAGGUCUUCAUCUUCCCAACAAUCGACAGUCAUUAAUUCAAGAGUCUCCAGAAAAUACGACAAUAAUGAGACAAGAGACGAUCUUCCAAUAAGGGAGAUUUAGGCACGUCUUGUCAAGAAUACGUCCAACCACCAAGCGAGUCUAGACCAGACCGAAUACUUCAGGCGAGGUGUGAUCACCCCCCUCCUCUAUCACGUGAUAGCUCCGUGGACGGUUGCUGCCCAGCAACAACCAGAAGCCGGCAGAGUAACGAGCCACAAGCGAUAAUUACAGUAGUUAGACAAUCAUGACUUGAACUUUGAGCACAUAUGUGUUACAUCCUACCUAACAAAAGGAAACUAAGUCAAAUAAUAAUAUAAAGCAAUAUAUUUACGAUUUAGCUAUUACCGCAAAUAUAAGCAAUAUAAAAUUUAUGAAAAGGUAAUAUACAUGUA
Messenger RNA from Cherax quadricarinatus, 2025 nucleotides. The record is from RefSeq and is a predicted model, not a curated record. NCBI's taxonomy places the organism in Eukaryota, Metazoa, Arthropoda, Malacostraca, Decapoda, Parastacidae.